AUGUACGCCCAAGGCGACUAUUUUCAGAUCGAGGGUCUAAAAGCUAAGGCGAAGGAACGCUUUGAGAAGACCUUCCUCAACACCGCGAACGAACAUUCCUUUGCCGCGACUGUCAUCGAAGUGUAUGCCUCGACAGCAGAGAACGAUCGGGGCCCGAGAGACAUUGUCGUCCAGCUGACGAGAAACAAUCUUCCACAGCUCAGGACUGGACAAGAUCCGAUCCUAAGUGCUCACAUUUUGCAACUUAUUCCUCAAUUUAUGUUGGAUAUUUACGACGAAUGUGCUAGGUACCAGAAGUACAGUCCAGCCUGGGCCAAGCAACAAUCUUACUUUUGGGACAGUCGAGGAUAA
Messenger RNA from Aspergillus fischeri NRRL 181, 351 nucleotides. RefSeq lists its product as uncharacterized. Bases 1 to 351 code for a protein of 116 amino acids. The transcript is spliced from 2 exons. The record is from RefSeq and is a predicted model, not a curated record. NCBI's taxonomy places the organism in Eukaryota, Fungi, Ascomycota, Eurotiomycetes, Eurotiales, Aspergillaceae.